Paramecium pentaurelia is the source of this 647-nucleotide messenger RNA. Lineage: Eukaryota; Ciliophora; Oligohymenophorea; Peniculida; Parameciidae. The record is from the annotation of a GenBank genome assembly.
AUGAAUUGCACUUAUCAUAUUCUAAAUCCCAUCACUUUGAUAUGUAAAGCCCCUCAUAAGUGUGAAUGCUAAAGAAAACUUUGUGCUGAAUGUCUUGAUGAUCAUGGAGUAGAUGGUAAUCAUACAAUAUCUCUGAAAAAAUUUUAAGAAAUGGCUAUGAAGAAAUUAAAAGACUUCAACCUUAAUGAUACAACUGAGUUAACCAAAUAGAGAGUGGCCUUUAAAGCCUUGCUCACUCAAACAGAAUAAAUGAUGAAGAAAAUUUGGGAAGAAUUGUCAGAAUCUAUCAAAUAAGUAUACGAUCAGAUUGAAAAGGAAAACUAAUCUUACUUAAAUCUCAUCAAGGAAAAUACGAAUCUAGCUGAAUCCUCUUACACAGACUUAGAAAAAUUAGUAAAAAUUGUAGAAGGCUCAACUUUAAAUGAUUGGAAUGCUUCGAAGAAUUCUUAUAUUAAUUAGUUAGAUAAGACUUAGAGCUGGUGGGACCAACAUAUAAAGGCUUUUUUUGAGAAGUCUAACUAAGGAAUCCAACAGAUCCAAUCAUUAAUCAAGUAAGUAUUUGUUUAUUAUUGUAGAAUUUAAGCUAAUCAAGAAGAAGAAUCAGAAGAAGUAUAUUAAAUGAAGGAAGAUCUUUAUGAGAUGCUAAC